This is a messenger RNA of Linum trigynum, 3191 nucleotides long. NCBI's taxonomy places the organism in Eukaryota, Viridiplantae, Streptophyta, Magnoliopsida, Malpighiales, Linaceae. The record is from the annotation of a GenBank genome assembly.
CAAAUCACAAAUUAACCAUACAAAUUGUUCAACACCAAUCUAGAAAACUCAAAAAAAUUGAAGCAAAUCACAAAUUGUUCAUCUACCUACCUUGAUUGGGAAUGUAAAAUAAUCAUGUUCUUUCGUUGCGGACAAUUCAGCGAGGAUCAGAAAGUAGCAAUGGCUACUUACGAGUUCGCGGAUUAUGCUGCCCAAUGGUGGGAGCAAAUCCAAGUUCGUCGACGGCAAAAUCUGCAGGCGCUAGUUGGGAUGUGGGACGAAUUGCGCGGUUUGAUGAGGGAACGCUUUGUUCCAGCCUACUACCUGUGAGACCUACAUGACUCACUGCAAGGCAUUCGGCAAGGGUCGCGGAGCGUCGAGGAGUAUUUCCGAGAGCUGGAAUUUCUCUUACUCUGAGCAGACGUUCGUGAAGACAGGGAGGCUACAAUUUCGCGGGUUUUACAUGGCCUGAACCGCGAAAUUAGACAUGAAGUCGAGCUGAGGCCGUUUGUUGACCUGGAGGAGUUUUUUACAUCUCGUCGUGAAGGUCGAGAGGCAGCAGAAGACGACCACUGGGCGAAGGUUUUCCCCGGCAGCGAAUACAGGGGCAGAACCUGAACACAAUCCACCUCUGCCUCGGCUCGACGCGGUAAGAUUAGCGCCCAGAAACAACAAUCCCAUCGCAACUGAACGAUCUGGUAUGAUUCAGUGCUUUAAGUGCCACGGGCGAGGACAUAAAGCUAACCAAUGCCCAAAUUCGAAAACAUUGGUUCUCCGAGAUGGGCAGUAUGUUACUGAUGACGAAGAGCAGAGUUCUGGCGAUGAAUUUGUCGAUGAGGAGAUUGAAGUCGAGAAGGCUCUGACUGGGAAGCUUCUGGGAGUCAGCAAGAGAGCCCUCACUGCUGAGGCUUCCCCGGAUUCUGACCAAAGCGAAAAUAUGUUUCACUCGCGGUGUUUGGUUGCCGGAAAAUUGUUGUCCUUAAUCGUCGACGGCGGUAGUUGUGACAAUGUCAUUAGCCAGGACGCAGUGUCCAAGCUUGGGUUGAAGACACCGCGACACCCUGAACCAUACAAUCUCCACUGGUUGAAUGAUUACGGGGCAAUCCAAGUGACCAAGAGAGCCAAGGUGAGUUUUGAAAUCGGAGGGUAUCAAGACGAACUUGAUUUUGACGUAGCUCCGAUGCAAGCUGCUCAUGUGUUGCUAGGGAGGCCCUGACAAUUUGAUCGAGGUGUCUGUCAUUAUGGAGGCACGAACCAGUACAAGGUUCGGCAUAAGGGGAAGAAGUACUUGAUGGAACCAUUAACCCCGAACGAGGUUCGAGAAGACAGGCGACAACUGGAGGCUAGUCGGCGGCGUUUGAAAGACGAGUCUGCGGAGGCACGCUGAGAGGAAGCUGAGAAAAACCAUGGCGUGAUCCGACGGUUAAUGCUCACGGGUUACAAGAAGCUGAAAACGCCACGACCUUGCCGGCGCUGUGCCAAUUCGCCGGAGCAGGGCAGGAGAGAGAGUCAAACGGGUGGAGCUCUUGGGGGGGUUCCGACCCAAUCCAAUGGCGUUGUCAUGUUCCCUACAGCCCCGAAAAUCUCUUCCAUUGACAAAGUUGGACUGAUCCCUUCUGUUUUGCAGUAUCCCAAUCGAGCUUCACCUCCUCUGCAACUACCCCUGAACAAGGAACAAGUGGCCGAAUGGGUUGAGCAGUUCCAGGACGAUUCAACCCAAAUGAACGAUGUGGAAUCAUCGGGGAAGAGUCCAGGCAGCUGUUGGACUGAUCAAUUACAGUUGGGAAUGCUCAAAUUGGAAACGCCCAAAUCAAAAUCUCAAAUUCUGGGUUUCCAGGACUUGAAUGCGGCUAGUGGCGAGAAGAAGGAACACAUCGAUUCGACACAAAUGGCGACGAGUCGAGCUCAAAUGCUGAUGCAGAACUUCAAUUCGAAGCUUGGCGAAUCCAUUGGUUCCCAGGAAUUGAGUUGUCGAUCCUUGGAGAUGAAAUUCCCAAUUCCUCGAAUGAAGAACAUUGACCUUAUUUUCCAGAACUAUCAGUUUGAGUUGCCAACUUUCAAUCCCAUUUGGGAUCGAUUUUGUGCCGAAUUUGAGAAGCGAAGGGUACUAGCUUUGAGGACAAAGCUUUUUGAAGAGGGGAAGCCUGAUAUGAUCCUGGAUUGGCCCAUUAUCAAGCUAGAGCUACUGGCCAAAGAAGCCAACCCAAGUCAAUUGAAGAACAUGAAACCCAAAAAAGUAAGUGUCGUGCUUGUUUUUGGUUGAGGGCUUGGCCGAGAAACCCAAGCUCGAAUUGAGCUCUUUUAUCGAUCCAAAACGGCAUUGAUCGUGGGCGAGCAUCGACAUAUAGUUGCUGAGCCUUCCUCCAGGUGUAGGAUUACACACAACUUCCAUCCAACCUCGUUCUUCCUCCUCGGCAGAACACCAAAUCCAGUUUCCGACGAGCUCAACUCAAGGGAAGAGCUUGACUUGUAGUUCUUGUUUUUUAAAUCAAAUUAAACUUACUGGGGGGUUUAUCUAACCCUUCUUUUUGGCUCGGACCGUGUCUUUAUGAGUGCUUGGAGCUAGGCCAUCAAGCCCAACUCCUCUUAUUUGUCAUAAUUGUGGGGGUAAUGGGCAUAAUUGGCCCAAUUGUUCCAGCCCAAGCUAUUUUACUAGCCCCCUUAUUUGACUGGCUCAGCCUCUCACCUAGCCCAAGCCUCUUAGUCAGCCCAUUAUUCCGAAAAGUGGUAAGUGGAUUAUGGUGCUAAUCAUCACCUCACUUCGAAUCUUGAUAAUCUGGUCCAUCAUCCCGAGUACAAUGACACCAAUCAAGUAAUCUUUGACGAUGGUAAAACUCUCUCUGUCUCUCAAUCUCUCAUUAUGGUUCUUCUACUACAUCCAUUCCCCAUUAUUCAUUUCCCUUGAUAAUUCUUCGUGUUCAAAAUGAUCAACUUAAUCUUCUUUCGAUAAGCUCUCUUACUCGUUUUAAUCCUAUUUUCAUUGAAUUCAUUGACUCUUAUUUGUAAUCAAAGACUGUCACGCGAAGCAUGAGCUAUAUCAUGAUGAUACGGUUGAUGAGCUUUUACACUCUUUCUCUCCACAUCAGUCGAUGUCUUACACCUCGUGUCUUUUCCGAUUCACUUGAUCUUUGGCAUCUACGUCUUUGACAUGCUAAUCUUCGUGUUGUUCAACACAUAAUUGUCUAGUCAUCAAAUAAAGUACUCCGAUCCUU